Molecule: messenger RNA, 725 nt
Organism: Haliotis rufescens (red abalone)
Lineage: Eukaryota; Metazoa; Mollusca; Gastropoda; Lepetellida; Haliotidae
Product: serine protease inhibitor dipetalogastin-like
Exons: 4
Coding region: 93-692 (199 amino acids)
Biological process (GO): anatomical structure development
Molecular function (GO): protein binding; collagen binding; extracellular matrix binding
Source: RefSeq, a predicted model, not a curated record
CGAUAACGCACCCUGAUCUCAGUUUAGAUAAAGGAUCCGGGUUGGCCAACAUAGGACAGUCAGGAACUCAACCUUGAAUCAGCUAGUCCAAAAUGGUUCGCGUGGUCAUCUUCUUCUGUGCAGUGUCAUGGGCAACCGGUUUUAUCUUGGAUGGCUUUGGUGAUAUAAGUAACUGUGAUCACCACGACCAUGACGCGCAUCAUGAUAGCUGCCCGUUUUACACCCAUAUAACUGAGAUCUGCGGCUCAGACGGGGUCACAUAUAAAGACUAUUGCGCUUUCAUGAAGGUCAAAUGUGCUUCCAAGCACAAUCAGAUACAUGUGGCAGGGCUUCGUGCUUGCCACAACAGUCACACUACACACAAUCAACAAAGCGCGCACGUCACCUCACCCGAGCCUUCGGCCUCUACAUCAAUGCCUCAGUCCAAAGAGCCCAUGACCUCCACUGUGAUGUUUAAGACCACAACGAAGCAGGCCGUGACCUCCACUGUGCUGCCCGUGACCUCAACGAGUGGAGCAUCAGCAGAAAAUGUUCUGGAUUUCUUAUGCAUCGAGCUGUCUCGCGAGGACUGUGUGCCCGAAUUGAGCGAAGUCUGUGGAUCCGAUGGGUUUACCUACCGCAAUUAUUGUGAGUUCCAAAAAGCAAGAUGCAUGCACAGACAGCUCAAGAUGGAACACAGUGGAUAUUGCUGAAUGUCAGAUUUUGAAGUAAAGCUUGGACCAUGA